This is a messenger RNA of Paracoccidioides brasiliensis Pb18, 1500 nucleotides long. RefSeq lists its product as uncharacterized. The transcript is spliced from 5 exons. The record is from RefSeq and is a predicted model, not a curated record. Gene Ontology annotation, biological process: negative regulation of rDNA heterochromatin formation; negative regulation of silent mating-type cassette heterochromatin formation. Gene Ontology annotation, cellular component: Rpd3L complex; cytosol. Bases 1 to 1500 code for a protein of 499 amino acids.
AUGGCGGUUCAAGCAGCUAUGAUCGCGGACACCAUCACUGCGAUGAAAAGGGCUCUUGAGCGCCAGCGUUUAGCCACCGGUGUCGAUGACCCCAUCACACAACCCACAAAUCGCGGUAACAAGCUCAAACUGAAUGCGCAAUAUGUCCAUGAAGGUGCUCUGGGCUGCAUGAACGGAGUGGAGUUCUAUAGAAAGAAAAUCAAUCAUGCUGGUUAUACAAGAGAUAUCCUGGAACGCAAUCCGCCCAAAUACGACUCUGAAGGCGAUGAGUUGGAUGAAGAAGAUGUCGAUGAACAUGCCGAUCCCGAAAUGGGGGAUGAAAACCCGUUUGCUGAUAUACACCUUGAACAAACCCUCGCUCCUCUGAAACAUCCUUCCGAACUCGCGACCCACCCUUCAAUGUCCUUUCCGUAUACCUCUAGAAUGCUCCAUAAGAUGGCGGAAGAUGCCAAUGCGAAGCUUCGACAAGAGCAGAUAAUGCUCCACAAGGCCAAACGGCUGCACAGGGAACUCCUGGGCGACGCCCCAUGGAUGCCUUGUGGCUUUCUGGAGACCAUGGAGGAUAGGAAUAUCUUUGACGUGAAUUACGGAUUGAAUUCGUCGUCGAAGCAUGGUAAUGCGCGGGUUAAAUCGGGCCACUCCUCGCGUAGCGGAUCAGCUACACGUCAGAAGGAUAUCAAAAAUAGCCUGUCGAAUAACAAGACCGGGAAUUCCGCUGUGAAUGGCGUGUCUCCGGAGCAGACAGCGGUCGACCAAGAUGUCGAGAUGUUGAAUGCUCCGGAGAAACCUUCGGAAAGCAAACCGACACCAGAACCGGAGGAGACCAUUGGGAAUGAAUCCCUCAGGCCAAAUGGACAGGCCGCAUCACCCCCGGAGUCUACGAACGGCGACAACCUAUCCAAACGCGGGACAGAUAGAGAUCGAUCGCCCAAACCACCCACCAAAGAAGAACCUUCAAGUGCCAACGAGGAACCCACCAAUGUCUCCACCAUCUUCUACCCCGAACCCCCGCGCCGCAUGACAACCCGCGCCCAAGCAAACCAAGCCCUAAACCAGCCCACAACCCCCACCUCCGGUACCGGCCGCUCCGGCUCACCCGCACUCGACAACUCGGACCACGACGACCUCCCCGUGCACCCCCUCUUCCUCCUGCCGCCCACCCACCUCGACCGCACCUGCGGCCUGCCCCCCGCCGAAGCCGAUGAGGUCCGCCGCAUGCUCUGGUCGUACAUUCAGAAGCAGGAAGAGACCGUGCGCGCGUCGCUGCGCAUGUAUCACAUGCUGCUGGGCGCGUGUCGGAAGAAGGAUCUUGUGUGGGAGUGGUGUAAGGCUGAGGGCCAUGUGGGGGAGAUGAGUGAUGGGGAGGAUUGGUAUGAUCGCGAGCACUUGGGGUUGGGGGAGGGGGAGGAGUUGAGGAAGGGGGCUGAUGAGGAUGAAGGGGAGGGGGUGGUGGAGGAGGGGAGGGCGACGGGGAAGAGGGGGAGGGGGAGGAGGGGGUGA